Molecule: messenger RNA, 1123 nt
Organism: Cololabis saira (Pacific saury)
Lineage: Eukaryota; Metazoa; Chordata; Actinopteri; Beloniformes; Belonidae
Product: tetraspanin-13-like
Exons: 6
Coding region: 67-681 (204 amino acids)
Cellular component (GO): membrane
Source: RefSeq, a predicted model, not a curated record
CCUGCGGCUCCAGGUGCGUUUCCAGGUGCAGGUCCGUGUCCAGGAGGAACCCGGAGCUCCGCAGAGAUGGUUUGUGGGGGAUUCGUGUGCACCAGGAAUGCGCUGGCGGCGCUCAACGUCGUCUACGUGAUGGUGAGUCUGCUCCUGAUCGGGGUGGCGGCCUGGGGGAAGUGGUUCGGCCUGGUGUCCAGCAUCGGCGUGGUGGCGGGGGUCAUCGGGGUGGGGGCCUUCCUCCUGCUGGUGGCCUUCGUGGGGCUGUGCGGCGCCCUGAAGCACAACCAGGUGCUGCUGUUCUUCUACAUGAUGAUCCUCUUCAUCGUGUUCGUGCUGCAGUUUUCCAUCUCCUGCGCCUGUCUGGCCAUCAACACAGACCAACAGAACCAGCUGCUGGCGGCGGGCUGGAACCGGUCCGAGGCGACGCAGCAGGACGUGGAGAAGACGCUGAACUGCUGCGGCUUCUCCUACGUGGACUACAACGCCUCCUGUUCCGCCCGCUGCUUCGCCACCCCGCCGUCCUGCUCCACCUGUUCCGUCAUCCUGCAGCGCUACACCGGCGAGGUGCUGCAGUUCGUGGGCGGCAUCGGCCUCUUCUUCAGCUUCAGCGAGAUCCUCGGAGUCUGGCUCACGCACAAGUACCGGAACCUGAAGGACCCCCGCUCGAACCCCGGAGCCUUCCUGUAAACACCGGCGUUUCCCACAAUGCUGCCGGGCGACGCCUCCGCCUCCCGGUCCCGUCGCCGCCCACGUCUUCUUCCGUCCUGAUUAAACCGUCCUGAACCUGCUCUGCCUCGUUGUCUGUUUACGCUGCCCGGAGCCCGCGGACCUCCUCUCCUCCCGCUUGUGUGGUUGCUAGGCAACGCGUCCAGCAUGGGGAUGAGGAGGCCGACGAUGGAGGUUUUUCUUACUUUUGAGUCGGAGGAUCGACUAAAAACUUAGUUUAGCAUCUGGACGGACUCGAGACACCAGAUCUAGCAAAGCCGGUCCAGAACAGAACCGAGCCGCCUCCACGUUUCACAGUAGAACCUUCUAGUCUAGAGGUGAUGGGACCGGUCCAGAAUCUGUCCAGAGGACAUUCUCCCAGAUUUUUGGUUUGUGGUUUGUUGAUAUAUAAGCCGCUUUUCCA